Penicillium antarcticum is the source of this 1209-nucleotide messenger RNA. Its product is annotated as SUR7/PalI family protein. Lineage: Eukaryota; Fungi; Ascomycota; Eurotiomycetes; Eurotiales; Aspergillaceae. Gene Ontology annotation, cellular component: cell cortex of cell tip; plasma membrane. Gene Ontology annotation, biological process: fungal-type cell wall organization. The record is from RefSeq and is a predicted model, not a curated record. Bases 1 to 1209 code for a protein of 402 amino acids. The transcript is spliced from 2 exons.
AUGACUGAGGGAACUGGCAAGCGAAAGCUCCCCUUUUUCCGCUCCACCUCCACUCGCCCAAUUGCCCGCCGGCGCAAGUCCACCGUCCACACACAUCGUAUUAUUCGGGCCUUUUUAUACCUGGUCGCAUGGAUUUUCUUGGUCUUGGUGGUGAUUGGCAAUAUUUCCAAUAAGCCCGUUAUCCGCAGCACCUACUUCCUCUACCUCGACCUCUCCAACAUCAUUCCUGUCUCGGUGCCCAAUGCCGUCCUGAUCAACUCCAUCGCCCAGUCCAUUGGACUGCACGAUUUCUAUACCGUGGGACUAUGGAAUUUCUGUGAAGGAUAUUACGGGCAGGGAAUCACCCACUGCUCCAAGCCCGAGACUCUCUAUGCCUUCAACCCCGUUGACAUCAUCCUCAAUGAGCUGCUGUCUGGCGCAAGUAUCGCCCUGCCAUCCGACAUUCAAGAGCCGCUGGCCCUCGCGCGUACCGCAUCCCACUGGAUGUUCGGCCUCCUCCUUGCCGCCGCGGUUCUCAACUUCGUGAUGAUCUUCGUCGGCCCAUUGGCAGUCUCCUCGCGCCACCCCCAGACCGUCAAGUACUGGGCCGAUGCCUACAACCCAGUCAACGGCAACGGUGAACACGCGCCCGGCGGAAAGCCCCCACACCGCCGCCGCACCUUCAUAUGGCUGCGCGCCCUGCCCCUGCUGAUCCUGACCUUCUUCACUGCGCUGAUCACGAUUGUCGGCUCAGCUGUUGCGACAGUCAUGUUCGUCAUUUUCGCGAACGUCUUCUCCAACGCUGACCCAAGUAUCAACAUCAAAGCGCACGUCGGAACCCAGAUGCUAGUCUUCAUGUGGAUCGCGUCCGGCUUCAGUCUGCUAGCAUUCAUCCUCCAGAUCGGAUCUUGCUGCGCUGCCUGCUGCCGUGGCCGCAAGGCCCGCAAGCAGCUUAAGUCGCAGGGUGUGAACUGGCACGAGAAGGGAUCCAUGAAUAGUGGAUCCGACGCCACAGCCGCAGAGCACCGCGCCGUCUCUUCAGGCACUGAUGCCCCCUCCAACGGCCACCAAGCACCGGCACCGGCACCGCCAUACUACGCGAACGAGCAGGACGUCAGUCCCAUUGAGCCAAGCCCCGACCACGCAUUUUCGAACCAGCACACCAACGGAAACACUUUCACUUCUGAACCCCACGCCUACUCGACUGAGCCUCACGCGGUCUCGAAGUAA